UUUAACAGGUGAUUAGAAAAACAUUCACACGUUUCACAUAAGACAUUCACAAUAACUACGUGAGUGUGCAAAUAAUUAUUUUACUUUCAGUACAGUAAACACAGAAAUAUGUGAAGGGAAAGACAUAAAGAUCGUUUCACGAUUUCAUGAAUUAGGACAUGUUACUUUUGUAUCAGCAACAAAACAGGAGGUAGGUAAGCCAUAUCCAUAAUGUGCAGACAGCUAACCCCAAGAGGAAGGCUGCAAAGUAACUUAUUGAGAAACAUUUUUGGUUGUGGGGGUCACAGUGUGUGUUUGGUGAGUAGACCUCUUUUCCCUGGAUGAUAAGACCAACUACAGACUGUAGACAGCCUUGUCUCCCUUUUCUCCUUCUCUCUCCCUGGCUGGCUUAAUGGCUGCAGGUGUGACUUUAGACAAGGAAGCUGUUAUCAGGGUACACCAUGACUCAAAGGGGUUAGGAGGGAGGAGACACAAGAAAACAAAAAAGAAUGCCUUCAGCUGUUACUAGGCCAACAUCUGUUGGUAGAUCACUGCUGAAGUUUCAGCUACUAUUUCAAAUAUUUCCACUAUUAUUACUUUUGAACCCCUCUUGUUACCAUUUUACAGUCUACUAAUUUGUGGGUGCAUGUAUUCAACAUUUUAACAUUGGUUCAACUACUUUAUUUAGAACCUGAUGUUUUUGCUAAAGCCCUAUGAACAGGUUGGACAGCUGUUUCUCCCCAUCUGUGUCUCUGACAGCGAAGUGGAGGCAGGGGCCUGUGAAGUCAGUCCCGGUGGAUAUAGAAUAAUCCUGCCUCUGUCUCAUGACAAGGAGCCAGCCCACCUGCAGUGCACCUGCCACUUGGCCUCCAAACAAGAAAGGAGUCACGUAAAACAUUUAUGAUCAUCCAUUAAAAAUGAAUCCCAUCAAACAGUUUAGAGAGAAAGCAGAUGGAGAUUAUACUCUGCCAUCCAGAGGCAUGCUGUAUGGCUCCUCUAAUGUCACAUGACCACAUGACCUCAGUUGACCUUGACCUUUCUCCUCACCAAUGGAGAAACCACCAAUAAAGAUAUCAACUCUGAUGGAUUCAUAGAAAGCGGGACUAACCAAUAAUAAAAGACAUUCAAAGCUAAUGAGAAAGCAUUUUAGGCUGCAUUCUGAAGUAUAAAAUAGAGAGUGAGCUGAAGGGGCUGAGAGAAGAAAGGAAAGAGGAACAGAUUGCAGAAGUCAAAGGCUGUGGAGCAUCAGACACAAAGCGAGUAUCUGUUUGUCAGCUGACAAAGAUGUCAGUUAAAUAUAGCUGAAGUUCAGUUGGGCAAACAGAAGAUGCAAUAUUAUACUCUUGGUAUUGCAUGGCAUGAAAAUAAUAUUGGUCUUUAUUCCCUGAAAACAUUUUAAAUAUUUUUUUUAUUUAUGCUCGUGAGUGCUUAUUUUCCUUCAUCAAAGGCAAACUAUUGAUAUCGAUUUCGAUCUUCAGAUUCCUUUCCCAUUUGUUUAAUUAACUUAAUUAAUUGCUAAUGUUAUUGCAUUGACACAAACACAUUCAAGCAAAUGUUGGGUCCAGCUACCAGAGGGAGAUAGAAGCACUGUGUAUGUAAUGUAGUAUGUAAGAUGACUUGGCAUUAAAAGGGCACAUUGAAAAUAAUGUGUGUUGGAUGCUAAGAUAGAUUAGCAGGUGCUAUGUUGACAUAUGAGCAGGAUGCCACCUGUCUGUUUAAACAUUUAGUACAUAAAUCAUUACAUAUCACACCAUGUGGAAGUCGUGUUAAUGAGGUAUUUUCUCCAAAUACUGCCUUGGAAACCUUUUCAAACCAGUAAUUCUGAUACUCCUAAUUACAAUAAAUAGGUUAACCCCAAAAGCUCUCUCAAGGUGUGAUGGAUUCUUGUUCCUGUUCGGGCAUGAACAAUAAACACAAUAAUGUGUGUGUGUGUAAAUGACAAAGCAGAACAGCGGUUUGUAAAUCAUUAUACAAACACCUAAUUUGCACUGCUCUGCAAGAUAUGAAGGUGUUCAGAUUCCAGACGGAGCGUUUCAACAGCAAAUCAAAGUCCCACCACUUUAAUUAGGCUUCUGUGAGUCAUGGUGUUCAAAGAUGUUUUCUAAAGUCUGUGCUUCUAAAGCAUUCCGGUUGUGGUAUGGGGAACAUUCGUCUGUGUUACAAAUGAGUCCUUGGCACAUUUGCAGAGAAGCAUUGUCAUUGCUGCAUCUGCCAGAGAUAAAAAAGAGGCCAGAACACAACAGUACAGCCAGGCUCAGUCGCUCUGAAAGCAGCUGGACCCAGACAUCACCAGCACUUCUGACAGACACAGGGAGCAUAAGCCAAAGCCUGGCAACAAUAGCUUCAACCUGUCUAUCACAUAGAUGUCAGACGCUAAAUGAGUCAUCCAACCAUCUCAUUGGCUAUUCAAAUAAUUACCAGACAGCCAGGACCCAGUCACUGACAGAAACUAUGGAUCACCUGGUUUCACCUUUAUGAAAAGAAAGCAACACUAUAAGGACCACUUCUUGAUUAAAAUACUAUUAUAUAAAUGAGAUAGUAUGGCAAAGUCUACCUAUGUGUGAGAAGAGGAUAGUUUGUAACACAAAACCAAUUUGAUUCCGAACUGUGUGGCCUAAUUCUAGAUUGUUAUGUAAUUUGGUCACGCAAGAGCAAGUGAUAAAAGUUACUACAGGACAGCUGCCAUGACAUCAUAAAAAUGAGCCAUGCAAAUAUUAGAUCUGGGAAUGUUUAUGCCAUUCUUAAGUUACUGAAGCAUCUCCGUUUACCCACUGGCCAACUCAUGAGUGCCCUUCACCUAUUUCUGCUAUGUUCACACACACGACCCCCACCCCCCAUGGUGCCCUCACUGGCUCUCCUCCAGAGAAUACAGCAAGAGUGCAGCUCUCAUCUUUUGAAUGUUGAUUCGGUCAUUCUGUCACACUUUUCUAUAGAUUGAUGUAUUUUCAGGUCAGAUACUAAAGCAGUAUAAAAGGUUUGGUUCCUAAAUGGACAGUCCGUAUGUAAGGCUACGACAUGUUCAUUCAGUCCAUUGGAACACAUCAGACCGGGUCUCACAGGAGAGGACAGGUCUGACAGUUGACUGAUGAUUUAGAAAACAGAGUUGUUUUCUAUGAGGUGACAGCUAAGGGAUGUCUUCAAUGUACUUUAGUCUGGACUUGGUAGGUUGUUGCUUGGUAACAGACUGCAACCACUUCAAAGUCCCUUGUCGGUGCAUGAAAAGCUGCUUUGGAGAAGCUUCAGAGGAGACAGCCAUUGGACCCUGGGACAUGGCUUGCAACAUGUUCCCCUCUGUUCCUGUAGGUUCAGAGCCUCCCCUCUGAGGGGAUAGUCUCUGGGGAGCAGAAGGCGGUAGGUCUGGCGUCUGGAAACACGUCUGUCUGACUCUGAUGGCAGAACCGUACAGAAGGGAAAGGCUGUGCGAGGCAGAGUCAUGAGAGGCCAAGUUAGAAACUAAAAUCUGUCAACUCCAUCAGAGCCACCAACGAUCAUACUGUCAAGCUGGCCAACAUGGAGCCCGGACCCCAGCUAAUCAAGCCUGCAAGUACAUUUCCAGAGGAAAAAAGACAGUUGAGUGUCCCUGUGUCAUAGCGUUUAUAAGUUGAUGUUUUUAAUGUCCGCCAUGCUUUUCCUAUUCCAUUCAUUUUAAAAUAAAGCUCUUACUUAUAACCUAAAAAAUCAAGUGUACUUGUAUACCAAAAAAUAGCCCACAAGGCAGCUAAUAAUAUAAGGACAUUUGCAUUCUUUUAUUUUUAAGAGGCCAAAUAUUUCGUAUACGGAAGUACUUGUACAUACACAUGGCACCGGUACUAGGAUAUCGGGAAUGCAUUUUAUGGAAGAGAGUACCUCAUACAAAAGUACUUCUUUGUUCCCUGUAGUUGGGCCUACUUAGUGGAAUAAUACUUUUUCCAUUCCCCAAGUCCAUUCAGGGAAAGAUUAUUAUAAAAUUAAAAUACAAAAGAGUAUGCCUAUAGGAAAGGUCAAUUUAAAUAAAUAAUGUUUUUAUUGAUUCAAAUUUUGUGAAAUAUUUGGUAUGCCCAUCACACUACUAUGUGCAUAUACAAGGUCCACCACAGGAAUAAUAUUGUAUUGUGUGUACUGUCGAGCUGACUGUUUAUGUAUUUGUAAGAUGUCCAAUAAAUUCGAUCAAUCAGUCAACAGACUGCUAUCCCCACUGUGUGCUAUAAAGCACGAACAUGUCCCAUUCUGUUACUCAGCCAGGCUGGCACAUGGGUCAUCACUGCCCCCCAGGACAAGUUGGCGGAUGCCACUUCCUGGGCAUGGGCAAACACAAGGACUUAUGCACUAUUUAUAACCACUUAUUAGAGAAGACUGUUUUCUUAACGAAGCUGAGAGAAAUGAUAAGGCAGGAUAAGGAAAAGAGAACAUAUAGCCUACCAAUAACAUAACGAAAUUAAUUUGCUUAUUUCAAUCCCAUGUGAUAAUGCAUCUUUAAUUACUCAAAUAUCUUAUGCUACUUGAAUAGGCUACAUGAUCCAAAUGUGUGAAACAGGAACUGCAUAUGAAUGCUUAUGAAAGCGAUGUUGAGAAAAUUCUCAGAGCAAGGUCAUCCCUAAUCAGUUCAAAACAACAGAUAUGUUCUUAUUCAAACAAGGCCAAGACAAACUAUUAAUAAACAACAGGAAACUGAUCUAAUCUGAUGUCACUGUGACUCCAAUACCACUGAGUUACCUUUGCCUGUGACAAUAGUCUCUAAAUUAUCAAAGCUAACACAGACAAAGCUUUGCUAAAUGAAAAUAGGCUGUGUCACCUAUUUAAUCAAGUCCAUGUUUCAAAGCUUAGCAUGUGCAAAAUACUUAAAUGUAUCAUACUUUCACUACCAUCUCCACAUUAUACCAAUGUUAAUGUAUGCAAAAGACUACAAUUAAAAUAUGGUGUGACAGCAGCUGUUUAGAAACCAUUAUUGAUUGGCAGGAUUAUGUCAGCCCAUCUGUUAUUGAUCAUACCAAGUCAGUGGAACAUAAUAGGGUUUUAGUAAUGUUUAGGCAGUGGCGGCUGGUGACUCAAAAAAUGGGGAAGAAAUUAGGAAACGCAGGUUGGUACAGUAACAUGCUCAGAUUAGUUCUUGUUCAAAUGUAACAAUUAUGCGACUAGCAACAUAAUGCAAAUCUACAACCAAGGAAAUGUAAUGCACCUGACGAUUAUCUGUCUUUUCCCACAAUUUACUAAUAUCAAAUUAUAAUCAUACUGUCAAAUCAUACUGUUGGCCUAUCGAUCGCAUUACUUCAAAAAAGUAUACAAAAAAAUACUGUGGAUAUGGGUACACUAACCCUGUAACACAUUACUAUACUGUGCCUUUAAGAUGAGCUAGCUGAUUUGGAGGCCAAUGUCAAACGCCGAUUCUAUUCAUUAACUAUUGUAAACCCAAACGUAAAAUAAAUAAAUAACACUUGAUCGUAUAGCACCUAAUCUGUUGAUCGUUGCACAGGCUGAAGUUCGAAAACCAGCUCAGACGGGAGUUAAUGUUUUUAGCUAGCUAGCUAGCCUGGAGCAGAACACAGGCGAAGUGGAUUCCCUUUCGUAUGCAGAACUAUGUCAGCACGAAAGAGAAAAUUGCCUUCAGCACUAGAGUCAGCAGAUCAAACAAAACGAGUAAGGCCAGUGCCCCAUUGUGAGAGUGGCGAUGUCCACGUGAAGGAUGUUAGUCCUUAUUUUCACAAUGAAGGGGAUCCCUGCAGACUUGGAGAAGACUUUUUCAACCAGCCAUGUGUUUGUUUGGCUAAAGACUUUCUCGGCAAGGUAUUGGUGCGCCGAUGUGCAGACGGUACUGAGCUGAGAGGCAUGGUGGUGGAGACUGAGGCCUACCUUGGAGGGGAGGACAAAGCGUCUCACUCAGCUGGGGGGAAGCGCACAGAGAGAAACACGGCAAUGUUUAUGAAGCCGGGCACAAUCUAUGUGUAUUCAAUCUAUGGCAUUUAUCUCUGUAUGAAUGUAUCCAGUCAAGGGGAGGGGGCUGCAGUUCUACUACGCUCUCUGGAACCCCUUCAGGGCAUGCCCUUCAUGAGGCAGCUGCGAGUGGCCAGACGGAAGGAAGGAGCGCGACCUCUCAAGGACAAAGAGCUUUGCAACGGGCCCUCCAAACUGUGCCAAGCUCUGGACAUACCCCGCUGCUUUGACCGCAGAGACCUGGCCUCUGACCCAGACGUGUGGCUGGAGAGGACCUCCCAGGCAGGGCCCCUGGACGUGGUGACAGCAUCCCGCAUUGGCAUAGAGUCCCAUGGAGAGUGGGCCACCAAACCCCUGCGCUUCUAUCUGCGAGGACACCCAUGUGUGAGCGUGGUGGACCGACAGGCCGAGAGGAUGGCUGUGGUCUGCAGCGCUGCUCAUGACCUGGUUCCGUCAGUGGAGGAAUGCAACGCUGACACAGGACAGAACUGAAACUGUCAAACGUGUGGACGUGAGAUUGUCUUGAAUUAAGGCCCAUGCUUCUGCUACACUGUGUGAGCAUACAACUGACAGCAUUUAGUUGUUUUUUUCUUAACUCCGAUUUGUUUUUCACUUAUUCAACACAUGGGCAUGUUUAUCAAUUUUCCACAAUACUCAGUGAUGGAAUAGAACCAAGGUACACCCAUAACCAGAUGUUUUGAUAAGCAAAUACCACAAUUCAAGAUGUGCUAAAUGAAACAUUAACUAUGCAGAAAUCCUUGCUAUGGUUCCAUUUUCAUGGUUUCCA
Molecule: messenger RNA, 6673 nt
Organism: Hypomesus transpacificus
Lineage: Eukaryota; Metazoa; Chordata; Actinopteri; Osmeriformes; Osmeridae
Gene: mpg
Product: N-methylpurine DNA glycosylase
Exons: 3
Coding region: 5533-6378 (281 amino acids)
Biological process (GO): base-excision repair
Molecular function (GO): alkylbase DNA N-glycosylase activity; DNA binding
Source: RefSeq, a predicted model, not a curated record